Hyla sarda is the source of this 4360-nucleotide messenger RNA. It is a transcript of the gene ADCY2, whose product is annotated as adenylate cyclase 2. The record is from RefSeq and is a predicted model, not a curated record. Gene Ontology annotation, biological process: adenylate cyclase-inhibiting G protein-coupled receptor signaling pathway; adenylate cyclase-activating G protein-coupled receptor signaling pathway; cAMP biosynthetic process. The coding region runs from base 518 to 3802 and encodes 1094 amino acids. Gene Ontology annotation, cellular component: plasma membrane. Gene Ontology annotation, molecular function: adenylate cyclase activity. The transcript has 25 exons. Lineage: Eukaryota; Metazoa; Chordata; Amphibia; Anura; Hylidae.
GCUCCGCUCUGCUCACACACUCACAGGGCAGCGUCAUCGGGCAGGAUAACGCUCCGCUCCCUACCUGCUCCGCUCUGCUCACACACUCACAGGGCAGCGUCAUCGGGCAGGAUAACGCUCCGCUCCCUACCUGCUCCGCUCUGCUCACACACUCACAGGGCAGCGUCAUCGGGCGGGAUAACGCUCCGCUCCCUACCUGCUCCGCUCUGCUCACACACUCACAGGGCAGUGUCAUCGGGCAGGAUAACGCUCCGCUCCCUACCUGCUCCUCUCUGCUCACACACUCACAGGGCAGCGUCAUCGGGCGGGAUAACGCUCCGCUCCCUACCUGCUCCGCUCUGCUCACACACUCACAGGGCAGCGUCAUCGGGCGGGAUAACGCUCCGCUCCCUACCUGCUCCGCUCUGCUCACACACUCACAGAGCAGCGCCAUCGAGGAGCCCGCGUCUUCUGCCUGCCGGGAGGCUGAACUCACCUGUCUGCUCCCUAACUGGGACGCUAUAAGAAGCUGAUAGCAAUGUGGCAGGAGGCGAUUAGGAGACGCCGCUAUUUUCUUGACAGGACAGAUGAUGUGGUUAGGAAGGAAGAGCAGCAGAAGUCCAGGGACUGGCUGUACGAGUCCUAUUACUGCAUGAGCCAGCAGCACCCUCUAAUCGUCUUUUUGCUCCUCAUUGUCAUGGGGGCAUGCCUGGCACUGCUUGCUGUCUUCUUUGCUUCUGGUCUGGUAAUUGAAGACCAUGUGGCAUUUUUAAUAACCAUUUCAACAGCCAUAGCAAUAUUCUUUGCUGUAUUUAUCCUUGUGUGUGUAGAAUCUGUAUUCAAGAAGCUCCUAAGAAUUUUUUCUUUGGUCAUCUGGGUAUGCCUUGUGUCAAUGGGAUAUCUGUUCAUGUGUUUUGGAGGGAUAAUAUCACCGUGGGAUCAGGUCUCAUUUUUCUUGUUUAUUAUAUUUGUGGUCUACACCAUGCUUCCAUUCAGCAUGCGGGAUGCAGUAAUCACCAGUAUUUUGACUUCAUCUUCGCAUACAGUAUUUUUGAGUGUAUAUCUAUCUACUACUUCUGAGGGUAGAACAGAAUUCUUGGUCUGGCAGAUACUUGCAAAUGUGGUUAUUUUUAUCUGUGGUAACUUGGCAGGAGCCUACCACAAGCAUCUUAUGGACCUUGCUCUACAACAAACUUAUCAAGAUACUUGCAAUUGCAUUAAGUCACGCAUUAAGUUGGAGUGUGAAAAACGUCAACAGGAGCGUCUACUUCUUUCUUUACUGCCUGCUCAUAUUGCCAUGGAAAUGAAAGCAGAAAUUAUUCAGAGACUGCAAGGUCCACGAGCAGGGCAACUGGAAAAUACAAAUAAUUUUCAUAACCUGUAUGUGAAAAGACAUAUUAAUGUGAGCAUUUUGUAUGCAGAUAUUGUUGGAUUUACUCGACUGGCCAGUGAUUGCUCUCCAGGAGAACUGGUGCAUAUGCUCAACGAAUUAUUUGGAAAGUUUGAUCAGAUUGCAAAGGAAAAUGAAUGUAUGAGAAUUAAAAUCUUAGGUGACUGCUACUACUGUGUAUCUGGAUUGCCAAUUUCCUUGCCUAACCAUGCUAAAAAUUGUGUUAAAAUGGGACUUGACAUGUGUGAAGCAAUAAAGAAAGUUAGAGAUGCAACCGGAGUAGAUAUUAACAUGCGGGUUGGAGUUCAUUCUGGAAAUGUUUUGUGUGGUGUUAUUGGUCUACAAAAAUGGCAAUAUGAUGUCUGGUCACAUGAUGUUACAUUAGCAAAUCACAUGGAGGCAGGAGGAGUUCCUGGCCGAGUGCAUAUUACAUCAGUUACACUGGAACAUUUAAAUGGAGCAUACAAAGUAGAGGAUGGUGAAGGCUAUGUAAGAGAUCCAUAUUUAAAGGAACAUAAUGUUACUACCUUUCUUGUUAUAAACCCAAAGGUAGAAAGGCGAAGCCCACAGCAUCAUUUCAGACCAAGACACACAUUGGAUGGAGCGAAAAUGAGGGCAUCUGUCCGUAUGACACGCUAUUUAGAGUCCUGGGGAGCAGCAAAGCCUUUUGCACAUCUGCAUCAUAGAGACAGCAUGACAACAGAAAAUGGCAAGAUUUGUACCACAGAUGUGCCUAUGGGUCAGUAUCACUUUCAACGUUGCACUGAAAGAACUAAAUCACAAAAAAAAAAAUUUGAGGAGGAGCUACAUGAAAGAAUGAUCCAAGCUAUCGAUGGCAUAAAUGCACAAAAACAGUGGCUUAAAUCAGAGGACAUACAAAGAAUAUCACUACUUUUCCAUAACAGAUCUCUUGAAAAAGAAUACCGGGCAACUACACUUCCAGACUUCAAAUAUUAUGUGACCUGUGCGUACCUUAUUUUCUUCUGCAUUUUCAUUGUACAGAUUUUAGUGUUGCCAAAAACCCCGAUGCUUGGAAUUUCAUUUGGAGCUUCAUUCUUCGUUUUAUCUUUCAUUCUUUUUGUAUGUUUUGCUGGACAGCUGUGCAGUAAAAAGGCUUCAACAUCUCUACUGUGGAUGCUAAAAUCAUCUGGAUUAAAUCUCAACAGGCCAUGGCCCCGAAUUAUCUUUACAGUGACUUUCACUACUAUUAUUUUAAUCAUGGCUGUUCUUAACAUGUUUUUUCUGGAUGAUAAUUUAAUUUCUAUAAAUUCAGUUUUCAAAUGGUCAAAUUCUAGUUCGUCUGGUUCUAUAGAAGAGAAACAAUGGCUUAUUCAGAACAACUAUUUUUUUCUUCCGUACUUUAUAUACAGUUGUAUUCUUGGAUUCAUUUCUUGCUCUGUAUUUAUACGGAUAAAUUAUGAAUUGAAAAUGAUUAUCAUGAUCAUCGCUCUGGUGAUAUACAACAUUAUUCUUCUUCACACACAUGCUCCAAUGCUUGAGGCCUACAGCAGGUAUCUCUAUGCAACAGUUUCCCUAGAAAGACCAGGUGUUCUGAAAGAUCUGAAGACAAUGGGAUCUGUGUCUCUUUUCAUAUUUUUUGUGACCCUGCUUGUUCUUAGUAGACAGAAUGAAUAUUACUGUAGGUUAGACUUCUUAUGGAAGAACAAGUUUAAAAAAGAACGGGAAGAAAUUGAGACAAUGGAAAACUUGAAUAGAGUGCUUUUGGAAAAUGUGCUCCCUGCUCAUGUUGCUGAACACUUCUUAGCACGAAAUCUGAAAAAUGAGGAUUUAUAUCACCAGUCAUAUGAUUGUGUAUGUGUAAUGUUUGCAUCUAUUCCGGACUUCAAAGAAUUUUACACAGAGUCAGAUGUCAAUAAAGAAGGCUUAGAGUGCCUAAGACUUCUAAAUGAAAUAAUUGCAGAUUUUGAUGAUUUGUUAUCUAAACCAAAGUUUAGUGGUGUUGAAAAGAUCAAAACUAUUGGAAGUACAUAUAUGGCAGCAACUGGACUCAACUCUACCCCAAGUCAGGAAUGUAGCCAGGAAACAGACAAACAGUACAUGCAUAUAGGAACGAUGGUAGAGUUUGCAUUUGCACUUGUGGCCAAACUUGAUGUAAUUAACAAGCAUUCAUUCAAUGACUUUAUGCUUCGAGUGGGAAUCAACCAUGGACCAGUAAUUGCAGGAGUUAUUGGAGCACAAAAACCCCAGUAUGAUAUUUGGGGCAAUACAGUAAAUGUUGCCAGCAGAAUGGAGAGCACAGGAGUUUUAGGUAAAAUACAGGUAACAGAAGAAACAAGCAAUGUCCUGGUAACAUUAGGAUAUAUUUGCACAUGCCGAGGAAUAAUUAAUGUUAAAGGCAAAGGCGAACUGAAGACUUAUUUUGUACAUACAGAAAUAACAAGAUCUUUAUCACAAGGAAAUUUAGCAUCUUGAGUUUUCCUUUAAUUACAAUAAUACAUUUUUAUAGUAGCCAUAAAGACUCAAAAACUAAGUAGUUACCCCAAUUCUCUUGCAACACGUGAAUGUGUUUCACUUUUGCAUCUCAUAAUCACUGUUAUAUUGGGUGAACCACCCCACUGUACACUUUAGCACAGACUGCCUUAGGACCCUUUUUUGUACCAAUGUGUCAAAUGUUUUUGCUUUUUUGUCAUUGUCUUUUGUAAGAAAAACAAUUUCAUUAAACAUUUCUAUAUAUUUUGUUUACCUAUAAAUUAACUAUAAUUAUAUAAUUGUGGAUUUUAAUGUUUCAUUGCUUCUUUUUGUAAAUACUUAAAAGUACAAACUGUAAUAAAAAUAAUUUUUUCUAAUGCAUACAUGAAUUGUAAAAACAUUAGCAUACAGGGUAAAAAGUUUAAUAUCUGAAAUAGAAUAGUUAAUAUAUGAAAUAGAAUUUGUUAUAACCAAAGAACUUAAUGAACACCUGUCAACAUUUUGAGCUAUAAUCUGUUAUUAUAGUAAUUUGAAAGUAUUCAAUUAAAUAAUAUCUCUAUC